Rhipicephalus sanguineus (brown dog tick) is the source of this 1597-nucleotide messenger RNA. RefSeq names its product N-acetylglucosamine-6-phosphate deacetylase. The record is from RefSeq and is a predicted model, not a curated record. Bases 308 to 1582 code for a protein of 424 amino acids. The transcript has 10 exons. Gene Ontology annotation, biological process: N-acetylglucosamine catabolic process. Gene Ontology annotation, molecular function: N-acetylglucosamine-6-phosphate deacetylase activity. NCBI's taxonomy places the organism in Eukaryota, Metazoa, Arthropoda, Arachnida, Ixodida, Ixodidae.
CUAAACACCUGAUAGAGCCACCUCGGCUUUCGUUCAAGUUUUGUAUCGCGCUUUCCGGCGCAUCGGCCGGCGUUCUCAUUUUCUUUUUCUUUUCUUGUUUUUACCUUCGUGCCUCUUUAGAAACUCGCCCAUGCAGUUCGUGCUCGAUUGGCCUCCCAGCUCCGUGUUUCCUCGUCUCAACAUCGCCGUGGAGCCCACUCGAGAAGUUAUCAGCCUGUGCGGACAGUAGAUGUGAUAUGUUUGAUUGUGGUUCAGCGAUAACAGUGAAUGCAUGACCACCUUCUGAAUGACUGCAAGUGAGUAAGCCAUGAAUACCUUCUCUGGACAGCACAAGUGGCCGAGCUCUUGCUUGGUACAGUUUAAAAACUGCACCAUCCUACGCAAUCAUGAGUUGAUCGUAGAAGACCUCUGGGUUAGAAACAACGUCAUUGUGGACCCUGAGCCCAUAUUUUUUGACGAGCGGAUUACCGCUGACAUCCAAUUGGACUGCAAUGGAGCCAUCAUUGCACCAGGCUACAUUGAUCUCCAGAUUAACGGAGGCAUGGGAGUAGAUUUCUCUCACAGCGUCGACACUAUUGUCGAUGCUGUUGACAAGGUUGCCAAAGGCGUUCUCCCAUUCGGAGUGACAUCUAUGUGUCCAACAAUUGUAACUUCAACACCGGAAGUUUACCGAAAGGCUCUUACAGCUGUGAAGAAGCGCAAUGGCAGUGCUGAAGGUGCCGGAAUUCUGGGGGUUCAUCUGGAAGGUCCAUUCAUCAGCAAGCACAAGAAAGGUGCCCACAAAGCCCAGCUUAUCCAGGAUCUGCAAGGUGGCUUUGAAAGUCUCAUGAAUGUGUAUGGCACUUUGGACAGCACGGCCAUUGUCACGAUGGCACCUGAACUGGACCCAGAAGGCAAGGUGAUCCGGGCACUCGUUCAGAAAGGUGUUACAGUCUCUAUAGGACACUCUGAGGCUAAUCUUGUUCAAGGUGAGAAGGCAAUGCAGGAUGGAGCAUCAUUCAUCACCCACCUAUUCAACGCAAUGUUACCGUUUCACCACAGGGACCCAGGACUGGUUGGGCUGCUGACCUCUAAGAAGCUUCCAGAGGAAAAGAAUGUUUUUUAUGGUAUCAUAGCUGAUGGUAUCCACACCCACCCUGCCGCACUGCGCAUUGCUUACAAAGCCAACUCCAGAGGCUUGACGCUGGUCACCGAUGCAAUGUCAGCCAUGGGUCUCGAAGCAGGAGUCCACUACAUAGGGGAGAACAAAGUUGAAAUUAUUGGCAAGCGGGCUGUGAUUGCAGGAACAACUACGCUUUGUGGAAGCAUUGCAACAAUGGAUUUCUGUGUCCGAUAUUUGCAGAAAUCAACAGGAUGCACUACUGUCGAGGCUCUUGAAUCGGCAUCUUUGCACGCUGCUGAAGUUCUUGGCAUCCAGAAACGCAAAGGGACACUUGAUUUUUGUGCAGACGCGGACUUUGUGAUGCUGGACAGCAACCUUCAUGUGCUGUCUACCUGGAUUGCAGGAGAAUGUGUCUGGAUGAAACCUGGAACUCAACUCACUGUCAUAUAUGCAAAGCCUAAUGUGAUUUCAAGGAGCUAGGAACUUGUAUGUGAA